Molecule: messenger RNA, 462 nt
Organism: Pistacia vera
Lineage: Eukaryota; Viridiplantae; Streptophyta; Magnoliopsida; Sapindales; Anacardiaceae
Exons: 2
Coding region: 101-382 (93 amino acids)
Source: RefSeq, a predicted model, not a curated record
ACAAUAAAAAAACUCAAUACCACUCCUUAUCCUUUAUCAAUUCCAUCCCUAUAUAUAUAUAUAUAUAUAUCCUGGAUCCAAUAAAAUUCUCUGAAUAUCCAUGGGUACUCUCCCUCGGUUAUCUGCUAUUCUGUUCACAGUUACCAUCUUUGUUGAUCUGCAUUUCCGAUGUUCAACUGGCCAGCCAUUGAUUUCAGCUUCUCCAGGGGUUUUGCCUUAUGUUACUGCACCAAAUAUGUCUUCCUUCUUCCCUUCUUCAAGUUCUGCAGCUUCUCCAAAGUCAGAGGCAUCUGCACCAAUUCCCAGCUCAGGCGAAUUUAUAGGAAGGAGUUCCUCCAGUUCAGCUAAGUUUGAUGGCAACGCUGUCAUAUUUGGAUUUUAGCGGGAGUCUCUUACAAACUCUACGGCCGCCGCUAUUCAUCCCACCCAAACCUCACAACCUGGUUCAACAAAUACAUCGAC